This is a messenger RNA of Callorhinus ursinus (northern fur seal), 8200 nucleotides long. RefSeq names its product peroxisome proliferator activated receptor alpha (gene PPARA). Gene Ontology annotation, cellular component: nucleus. Gene Ontology annotation, molecular function: nuclear receptor activity; DNA-binding transcription repressor activity, RNA polymerase II-specific; RNA polymerase II cis-regulatory region sequence-specific DNA binding. Gene Ontology annotation, biological process: fatty acid metabolic process; hormone-mediated signaling pathway; negative regulation of transcription by RNA polymerase II. NCBI's taxonomy places the organism in Eukaryota, Metazoa, Chordata, Mammalia, Carnivora, Otariidae. The record is from RefSeq and is a predicted model, not a curated record.
CGGCAGGGGCGGAGGCGGCCGCAGCUAGCGCCCUGCCCGGCGCUGCCUCCCUCGGCGCGCUCGUCCGGCGGACCCGCAGGCGGCGGACCGGCUCCAGGCUGCAGGGAAGGGCCCUGCCUCCGCGAGGAACCGUUGGUGGUGAGGCCCGCUCGGAAGGAAGUAAGACGUUGCCAUCACAGGUUGGGGCUCAGCUACAUUUCCAGAACCAUCUAGUCAAGAUGGUAGACACAGAAAGUCCGAUUUGCCCCCUCUCCCCACUCGAGGCUGAUGAUCUGGAAAGCCCAUUAUCUGAAGAAUUUCUACAAGAAAUGGGAAACAUCCAAGAGAUUUCUCAAUCCAUUGGUGAGGACAGUUCUGGAAGCUUUAGUUUCACAGAAUACCAGUAUUUAGGAAGCGGCCCAGGAUCUGAUGGAUCUGUUAUUACAGACACCCUCUCACCAGCUUCAAGCCCCUCGUCGGUCACUUACCCAGUGGCUCCCGGUAGUGCUGAUGAACCUUCCAGCAUAGCCUUGAACAUUGAAUGCAGAAUCUGUGGGGACAAAGCCUCAGGCUACCAUUACGGAGUUCAUGCGUGUGAAGGCUGCAAGGGUUUCUUCCGGAGGACCAUCCGGCUGAAGCUGGCCUAUGACAAAUGUGACCGCAGCUGCAAGAUUCAGAAGAAGAACCGGAAUAAGUGCCAAUACUGUCGUUUCCACAAGUGCCUUUCGGUCGGGAUGUCCCAUAACGCAAUUCGCUUUGGACGAAUGCCAAGAUCUGAAAAAGCAAAACUGAAAGCGGAAAUUCUCACCUGUGAACAUGACCCAGAAGAUGCAGAAACGGCAGAUCUGAAGUCCCUCGCCAAGAGAAUUUAUGAGGCCUACCUCAAGAACUUCAACAUGAACAAGGUCAAGGCCCGGGUCAUCCUCGCGGGGAAGGCCAGCAAUAACCCGCCCUUUGUCAUACACGACAUGGAGACAUUGUGUAUGGCUGAGAAGACUCUGGUGGCCAAGUUGGUGGCCAAUGGCAUCCAGAACAAGGAGGCAGAAGUCCGCAUCUUCCACUGCUGCCAGUGCACGUCCGUGGAGACCGUCACUGAGCUCACUGAGUUCGCCAAGUCCAUCCCUGGCUUCGCCAACUUGGACUUGAAUGAUCAGGUCACUUUGCUGAAAUAUGGAGUUUAUGAGGCCAUAUUUGCCAUGCUGUCUUCUGUGAUGAAUAAAGACGGGAUGCUGGUAGCAUAUGGAAAUGGUUUUAUAACUCGUGAAUUCCUAAAGAGCCUAAGGAAACCAUUUUGUGAUAUCAUGGAACCUAAGUUUGAUUUUGCAAUGAAGUUCAACGCGCUAGAGCUGGACGACAGUGAUAUUUCCCUUUUUGUGGCUGCUAUAAUUUGCUGUGGAGAUCGUCCUGGCCUUCUAAACGUGGGACACAUUGAAAAAAUGCAGGAGGGCAUUGUGCACGUGCUCAAACUUCACUUGCAGACCAACCACCCAGACAACACCUUCCUCUUCCCAAAACUCCUUCAAAAAAUGGCAGACCUCCGGCAGCUCGUCACAGAGCACGCGCAGCUCGUGCAGGUCAUCAAAAAGACGGAGUCUGACGCUGCCCUGCACCCGCUGCUGCAAGAAAUCUACAGGGACAUGUACUGAGGGCUUGAAAGUGAGACACACAAGCCACGUGCCAAGGACUUCUAAAGUCAACAGCACUACAGAUGGGAAACGGGAGCAACGUCGGCUUUGCACAAAUUCCACCAUUUUCACCUCAGAGAAUGGGAUGGAUGAGCCCUAGGUAACCGGAACCCUAGACCACAUUUCCUUCUUUUUCACACCAGUACUUCUGAGAACGUGUGAAGUAUUAAAAUGCUGGUGACAGGUAGCUGAUAGGCAGUUCUUAGAAAAUUAAGGGGAAUGAUGCCCAGCGGUCUGAUUUUAACUCACCUGAUGUUAAUCAAUGCAGAUUUCUCGAUAUCACAUGAGUAACAUAGCGCUGAAUUAACUGGUGACCUCGAAAUACGUGGUCUGUCUUUGCCUUUUGCUGCCUUUUGACUGUUGCGCUCCCUUAUCGUUUUAAAAACUAAUCAGCACUUUUUAACUUUUAUAAUCCUGUAAAUCUAGAUGAAUCCAAAGGUUAGGUAUUUUUAAAAAGCAGCAAAAUAUUUAUUGGGAAGACUCUGAUUCUGUUUCUUGAAUUUGAAGACAGACAACAUGCUGUUUCUUAAUCAUAGGAUUUAAAAUUUCAGAGGAUUCUUUGAUAAGCUAUCCGAACGCAGCAGUCGGUUGGUUUUCAUUGUGUUCGUGGUUGUGACUUAAUAGGGCGGAAGGGCCUGUUUCCAGGUUUGUGUAGAAGAUCCCAGAAAGCCGCAUCUCAAGACUCCCCCUGGACUCGAUGCUCUGCCUGUUUCGAGCUGGCAUCUGGAGUCAGCAGGAGCAAGACAAACGGAAUGUAUGUCAGCUGUCCAUCCCUCUGACCUGUUUCCUAUCAAAUCGGAACCAACCGAGUCAGAUUGUUUGGGGGCCAUGAUAGCGUUUUCGGGGGCAAACUGACAAGUUGUUUGUCAGUGUUCCUCUGGGCCCCAUGUGUCAAGGCAGCUCCUUGGCCUUUUCCUGUGUUGCUUUUUAAAAUACGCAGCUUUAUUUUUUUAACUGUCGGUGGUAGUAGCUGCUCCCAAGGGUGUAGAAGGUGAGGCGAACAGGACUUUGGAGCAUGGGCCCCAAGGGACCACGUAGAGAAUGAGGGGGACAGGCACAGAGUCCUUCGUGGGGCAGUUUUCCAAUUACAUAGGGAAGGCGGCUUUCCCAACAUCUGAAACAUUUGUUUCAGCCUCAAAGAUCAUUUCUCAACCCCGGUCUGGUUCUGAAAGCGGUGUUGAUAGUGGUUUUCGUCCAGAGCAUAUGGACCUGGAGAGAUUCUCUCUUUCUGUCCACCGUGGUACGUAAAUGUCCCAGCAGGGGAUUUACAGCAGCCCCGCCCUCAAGGCCACCCCGGCCUGAGCCUGCCAGAGCUGGCACCUCCGCAGGGGGCUCACUGGCCACGUGCCCCUGCCUGACCCCCUGCCUCAUGGCAGCUCGUAGCACCUGGUUGUGCCUUUGGCGCCCCGCCCCCGUCUCUAGAAAACAUGGCUCUAGAAGGUCGCUACUACUUGCUCUGGAAGAAUGAUUAGGAUUGAAAUUGAUAAAGUUCCCAAGGUCAGCAUCAUGGAAAUUCGACAGGAGAGAGAACGAUAAAACUGUGAGGCUUCAACUAGAAAAGGUGAACGUGAAAACGGGCACAUCCUCCUCAAAAUUAAACCUUAGUGGUAGUUUUCAUUUUUAUUUUGUUGAGACAUCCAAUCAAAGGAUCUGUUGGAAGCAAAUAAAAGUAUUUCCACGUAUGAAUGAUACCAGUCCAGAGGUCGUCCAGAGUCAGAGGGCACGCACGUCCACGUGGGCGUUCUUCCCUAAGACAAGGCCCCCUCGGGCCGGUGCCACGUCUUUGUUGCCGCUGGCAACCACUGGCCUCUCUUCUCAGGUGUCCCAGGCAGAUGCCAUUUGUGGAUGUGGCCUCAGAAAGGGACCCUCAAGACCCAGGCUUUCAGAAAAGUCGCUCACUCUGGUUCUGUUUUCAUAAAACUUAUUUUUAAAAAGCUCCUUGUUUCAUGCAUUCUGCCACCAAAGUCACGGGUUCUGUAGUGCUAGUGUUAGCCUUUGGCUCUCUUGGGGCCCGGCUGGACUCCCAGCGAUGUUCCCGGUGAGGCCACGAAGGAGGAUGCAGAGAGCACAGCUCGAAAGUCACUUGAAUUCGUUCACUGGUACGGAUGGGAAGAAAAUCACAGAUUCCCGUUCAUUUUAAGUAACAGUCACUGACUGCCAAGCAGAAUGUUUGGGCCAUCUAGUCAAAGAUUUCUCAGACCACCGAUAGUCAGAUACAGACAGAUCAUUCACCAGUUCAGAAUACUGUCGCGUUUCCAGUAAAGGCUUGUUAAAGCGCAUUUAUUGCCUGCUGCACUUCAGCAGACGUCAGCAUGAAGUGGGGUAGAUAUGACAGAACAGGUUCGAGAAGCCUCAGACCAGAGCACGGAGCCCCUCCUCUGCUGGGGAACUCGGCAGGUGGUGCAGCUUCCCCUCACCACCACCCUGAUGCCCUUCAGCAAGUCACUGUUUGUAGCCACAAGUCCCAAAUGCCUCAGAGACCACAAAAUUACAAACAGCCUUUGUCUGCAGGACUGACAAGGAACGAGUCCUGAACCCAGCAGGCAGCUCCAGCUCAGGAGCCAGCCUGGCCCUCUCUCCCCAGUCCCACAGGGUCCCUCCCCUUCGUCCUCCCGGGCAUUUCCAGCUGGGUGUCCCACACGCAGAAUCCUGCCCCUGCCACCUUGAGGUCUGCACACACCAGUGGCCAUCUUGGGGAAGCCCAGCAUCAUCAAAACCAGUACGCUGGCAACUGCAUCAGCACGAGCGAGAGGCAGGGACAGUUUGGGAAUCAUCAAAGCGCCAGUGAGCCGCUCCUUUCUUCCCGCCUUGCUCUCGAGUUUCCGUGGCCUUCCUAUAACUCUCGGAUGAGAUGCACUCCAAGCAUCUCCCCGAAGAGUAGGUGUACAUAUGUCAAUAAGAAUGUGAAGUCCAGGAGAAGAACCUUGGUGCGUGGUGCAUUCAGGAAUGCUUGUGAGAGCUAUCCUUGUUUUAAAGGGACUCUUCAUUUUAAGAGCAAGCAUGUAUCCUUCUGCAUUUUGGAUGCAUUUCUUACACUGGGCCAUCUGAAACUCUAAGGCAACGAACAACCUCAAGGAUCAUGUGGGGGUUCCAGAGACAGGGCAGCAUCCUAAGAUCUGAGCAGAAGCUCAAGGCUCAAGUAAAAUCCUUUGUUUAAUGUGCGAUAAGUAAACUAUUAAUUUAGCAACUACUGUUUCCCCAAAUCUACAGCAUAACAGCUACCUCAAUAUGAUACAUCAAAAGGCACAGUUAAAAUUAAGGUACACGAAACACUAGGGGUCCUUUUGGAGCAUCUAUAGUCAGAUCAUUUAUGAAUAAGAUUCAGAAGUUAAACACCUUUGCACACUGAGAGGCAGAAGGUCAUGUGACUUCUUAAAGGCACUUUGGUUGAGCCUCCAAGACACACAUGUGCAGAAGUUGCUGCCCCCAGUUUGGGUGAGUUGGAGCAUGACCCAGGUCUGGAAGUGGGAACAGUCACCGGCCCCGGUGACCCGCCCUGUGGAGGGCCUCCCCUGCUCCUCCGCUGCACCUGCUGGCCGAGGCAGCCUGCUCAGGGAGAGUCCCUGCCAGAUGAAGCUGGAAGCAGAUGCCUCCAGGCCGACUUAGUGGGGCGCAUCUGGGCCUCCUUGCUGCCUCUGGGCACUUCCUUCCUCGCGCUUCCUUCUUCAAGCCACAGCAGCACCAAGCACAUUUGAUACCUAGCCACUGCAUACAUGAUGGAGGGUGGUCUUUUGUUUGGUUGUUUCUGUCUCGACCCAGUGGCCACACCCAUCUCUGGAAUGUCUUGCAAAUGCCUGUUUCAAGAGGGGUACACUGUUUUGACCAACCUGCACUGCAGGUGUUCCUUGGGGUGUCACUUAAAGCCUGUCUUUUAAGUCCACAGCAGUGUGUCCAUUCAGGACAGCGAGGACAUCCCACUCUGUGGAAGUCACCAACUACGAUCGGUGCCAGCCACCGAGGGCUUACGGCUUAUUAACAAGUGUCCGUGGAAUUUUUUUCCCACGUACCCAGUCUUUAUAGCACUGGCACAGCCCGGCACCGGGUGACUCCAAAGCCAGGCUCUCUGUACUUGUUCUUCUCCUUUUAAAAAAAAAGUGGCCCAGCUUCUCUUAACUCUUGGUCCAAGCUGAUUUAUAGGGUUCCCCCUGGGAUUAAGGAUUCUUGCCAGGCUCCAAAGGUUGAGUCUACAUUUUUUGCUGGGAUAUAUAUAUAUGUGCCAUUUUAAUAGAAUUCAGGAAAAUGGUCAUUGACCCCCAGCCUGUGACACACACCAGAGUUAAGAAUAAAGGCAGUGAAACUUCCUCUGACUCAGGAUAGAGGAGAUCCAUUACAUUUCUCUGGAAACCACAAUGCAAAUUAGAGGUGAUACUGAAAGUUGAAAAGACAAUGAAUCCUCAUGCAUUAGUUUAAAGAACUGCAGAAUUCUUUCCAUUAUGCUGUUUUUGUGGAGUGAGACUCAUAAAGGCUGUGGGUGUGGCCCACAUAUCCAGACAGCAACUGAGAGGCUAGCAGCCUGAGGCCUGGGACACCUUCUCAGGUCUAGCAUGGGGCUCUCAGCAGACCAUUUGCUUCUGGACAUUUCAGUCUGAGACAAAGACCAGUGUCACCGUGUACUGCCCCACCUCGGGAAAACGGGGGUGGGGGGGACGGGGGCCCAUAUAAUGUGGCCCAGCUGAAAUACAUAUAGCCACAUCCUUUUGGAAUUCCUUGCCCAACAGAGCAGACCAAACUGCACCCAUGUUCAAUGUCACAUCUUGACUGAAGCAAUGGAGAACGUCAAGGACUGCAGUGGCCCCCCCUAGCUGUUCAUUAUUUGCCAAAAAAAAAACAAAACAAAAAAACUAAGAAACUUUUUUUUUUUUUAACAUCAGAGAUAGGGUUAACACCUGGAUCAGGUUUUUUUUUUUAUUUAAAAUAUGUUUGCUAGUUUGGGUCAAAUGUGAAGUACUUCCCCAAGUGCUUCUCCGGAGAAGGGAAUAUACUAGGCUCCUCCUCCCUAACCCUUCUCCCCACACCCAACAUCUAAACUUUGCUAAUCCUACAAACUGGGGCACCGUGGAGACCAGUGCAGGGACCCGCCCUCCACCAUGAGCCCGGAGGUGAGGGCUCUUGGCCCCAGGGGGUCCUCCGGCCUCAGCAUGGCCUCCUCAGGGCAGGAAGGUCAAGGUUCGGGCCCUGAAGACAAGUGAGUGACCAAUCUUUCCAAAGUAAAAUCAUUCACUUUUGGAAACUAUCUUUUCUUUUUAAAAGCACAGAUAUCUGUUCUUUUUUUCAGGCCUAAAAAAAAACAAAGGAAAAAAAAAAAGAGUACCUCACAAUAGAUGAAUACCACUCAGUACCCUUUCCAGUAAGGUCACAGUCAUUGUGUUUGUCAUUUUUCCUACACUGUAUGGUAAAAUGAACUAUGUUAAUAUCUAUAUCUUAAAUACUGUGAUUCAAGUUUAAGAAAAAUUUUAGUGUAUUUUACUAACUUACAAUCGUGCAUCUAAUAACAAAGAUUUGGAAUCUUUUGAAAUCAGUAUUAGUUGACAUAUACUCUUAGUAGCCUGGCUCAUGGAACCUACUGGAAACACAAAGGAUGCUGGAAUAUAAGUGACGUACAGUUGCACAUACAUGUGCACACACACACAGCUUUUUGUUACCUUCGUCAUGAGUCACAUGCGAGCACAAGCAAGUCUGUCUUCACCGUCUCUUCUGGCAAGGGGGCCAGAGACCCAGGUCCGGAGUCACUAACUGCUCCCAGCAGUGACCUGCUAAAGACCUGAACUAUUCCUGGGUUGUGGGUCACAGUCUCUUCUUCACGGAGUUAUUACCUGUGGGUUAUUACCAAAGCACUCAGGCAAUCCAAAAUCUUCGGGUGGCAUAUUUUGCACCGGUGGUUCUCUGGCAGCCCCCAGAUGGCCCAGCCCGAAGCAUACAACAGAAACCACAGACCCCGUGAGGCUCCCGUGGGUCGUUCACAGUAUCUCAGCAGAACUUCUUGAUGUCCACAGGGCCAUGGCACCGAGAGUGUCUGACUGACACGUGUCAGAACAUCAGAUGGAUGCAGAUUUCCAAAGCAAGACUGAGCUUGGUUUCUUGGUGUGUUUGUUACCACUCUGGUGCCUUAUACUCUCCAAGUAUUCAGGAGCUGACAGACCCCUUGUCUUCAUACUAAACAGGAGCAGUUCCAAAGCAGAUCUUUUAGAGCAAGCAGGUUCUGGGGUUCUCUCUCUGGGUCUGGGAGGGGGCAUCCAUCCAGGGCCUCAGGGAGCAGGGGCGUGCACAGAAGAGCAAAUGGAAUCUUCCGAGUCACAUUAACCGAUAGCGGUUCCAAGCAAUUAAAAAAUGACUAUAACUUUAAUUUUUUAAAAAAAAUCUUCGGUCUUAUUCUGUUUCCUGCUAGGAGAUUGAAUUGAUCACAUAUUUUAAUAUCCUGAAUUUAUGGGAAUGUACAGGUUUGGAAUGUCCUACUGUAAGACUGAUGAAUGUCAGGAGUUAAUUUCAGGGUACAGUGUUGCCUUAAUGGUUUUAAAAAAUAAAACUAUUUUUUAAAA